AUGUCGUCGCCGUCGCGCCGGAGCUCCAGCCCCGAGAGCAACAUCGACGGCGGCAGCGGCAGCGGCUCCGCCGGUGACGAGCGCAAGCGCAAGAGGAUGCUGUCCAACAGGGAGUCGGCGAGGCGGUCCCGCGCUCGCAAGCAGCAGCGGAUGGAGGAGCUCAUCGCCGAGGCCAGCCGCCUCCAGGCCGAGAACAAGCGCGUGGAGGCCCAGAUCGGCGCCUACACGACCGAGCUGACCAAGGUGGACGGCGAGAACGCCGUGCUCCGCGCGCGCCACGGCGAGCUCGCCGGCCGGCUGCAGGCGCUCGGCGGCGUCCUGGAGAUCUUCCAGGUGGCCGGCGCGCCCGUGGACAUCCCGGAGAUCCCUGACCCGCUGCUCCGCCCAUGGCAGUCCCCGUUCGCGCCCCAGCUGGCCACCGCCGGCGGCAUGCCUGACGCGUUCCAGUUCUGA
Molecule: messenger RNA, 453 nt
Organism: Triticum turgidum subsp. durum (durum wheat)
Lineage: Eukaryota; Viridiplantae; Streptophyta; Magnoliopsida; Poales; Poaceae
Source: the annotation of a GenBank genome assembly